GUGCCAGCUGCGGAGUCUCCAUCUGGAAGAGCUGCGGCUGCGGAGAAGGAGGAGAACGCCUGGGCCGGCCGGACAGACGGACGCGCUGACCACCGCCGCCCCCAGCUCGCGCUGCCUCCUGCUCGCUCUGCGCCUCUAAGGUCAUCCCGCCCCCGAGGGCCCUGGGUCGAGAUGGAAGCCGUCCAGGAGCUGAUUCCUCUGGCCAAGGAGCUGAUGGCCCAGAAGCGCAAGGCGAAGCUGGUACAGCUGUAUGUGCUGGGCAGCGUGCUGGCGCUCGUCGGCGUGCUGCUCGGCCUGGUGGAGACGGUGUGCAGCCCCUUCACGGCCGCCAGCCGCCUGCGGGACCAGGAGGCGGCGGCCGCCGAGCUGCGCGCGGCCCGCGAGCGACAGGCUCUCCGGCAACGAGGCCUGCUGCAGAAAGGCGAGGUGCAGGAGGCGGUCCUCGGCGGCCGGGUCCUCGCCCACCGGCAGCACGCCUCCUAGGAGCGGCCGGAGAGAGCGGGAGCCAAGUGCUGGUUGCUGUUGGGACUCACUUGGGAGAAGCCGCUGACAUCUAGAACUGACCUACCAGGGAGACCCCGCCAAGGAGCCUGGGACUGAGUUUGCUGCUGUGCAGCGCUGCAUUGUGAUAACACGUCCAACACUGUGUCUCAGGGUUAUCUGGAGGCAUGUACCGUUUUGAACUCGGGAGGAAGGAGAAAUGCUUUUUAUAUUAUUAUUGCUAUUAUUAUUGUUAUUAUUAUGACCACCAUUUUGCAUUUUUAAAUAAAAAAGGUUUUAUACUGUA
Messenger RNA from Nycticebus coucang (slow loris), 787 nucleotides. It is a transcript of the gene G0S2, whose product is annotated as G0/G1 switch 2. Gene Ontology annotation, cellular component: mitochondrion. The record is from RefSeq and is a predicted model, not a curated record. Bases 172 to 483 code for a protein of 103 amino acids. The transcript has 2 exons. Gene Ontology annotation, biological process: positive regulation of extrinsic apoptotic signaling pathway. Lineage: Eukaryota; Metazoa; Chordata; Mammalia; Primates; Lorisidae.